Molecule: messenger RNA, 1177 nt
Organism: Anoplopoma fimbria (sablefish)
Lineage: Eukaryota; Metazoa; Chordata; Actinopteri; Perciformes; Anoplopomatidae
Product: transmembrane protein 272-like
Exons: 5
Coding region: 167-733 (188 amino acids)
Source: RefSeq, a predicted model, not a curated record
CAGUUGCCGUAAUGCUUUGGCUUGAACAACAUGUCCUAACUUCCUGCCAAAAAAAGUUGUGAACAAAGUUGACACUUUGUUAAGAAGUGACUAACGCCGACACUGACCUAGAGAAGAGAAGAAGAAAAAAAGGUUUUAAAGUGUGUCCAUUCGGAACCGGACAGAUAUGUACCUGCCAAUUCAUGUCCAAGACAGGCCUCAAAGUGCCGUACUGAUUUCAUCAUUUGUUGUGGUGAAUAUGAUUUGGUGGAUGGUGAUGAUUGCAGCCAUUGGUUUGGGGGCUACUCAUUUGAGCCAUUGUCCAGUGCAGCCCAACAUCCCCAUUUACCUAAUAGUGCUGGGAACAAUCCACCUCCUAUCUCUGUCUCUGACCUACACCCGGAAAAACUGGGGGGACGGCAUGGUCUCCGUCAUGUGCUCGACCUUGACGGCCGUCCUACACCUCUUCUCUUUCGGAUGGUUCUUUGCAGGCACUUUCUGGGUUUAUCCUGUCUAUCCCCCCAACUACACACCUGAAGCAUUUAGAUACUGCCACAAGACAACCUACCAGUUUGCCUUCGCUGUCACCACCCUGGUGUGGGUCGCUACAAGCCUCAUGUUCAUCUGCAGUUGUUGCUUCGCUCUGCUCACCUGCUGUAAGACUGUAAUUUCAGGACACAGAUUGAUACCCAACCGCUAUACUUUCUAUGGUGCAACAAGUGAUUCUCAUGAACCUGCUGGUGGUGAUGUGUGAUACAAAGUUUUUUUCAUGUUUUCAAAUAUAUAAAGAAUUGUAUAGUUCUCCAGUCUUCCUGUAAACUCUUGAAGAAAGGUGCCUUACUUCACUUGAGACUUACAGUAUGUAACAUUUUUGCCACAUUUCAAGGGUCAGUUUUGAUCGCACACAAGGAGCCUGAAUAAGAUAUGUCCAGCUUAAUUCAACAUUAGUCAUUAUCCACAUGUUGUGUAGUUUCAUUUAGGAACAGCACUGUCACAUCACAUGCUUCCUGUUGACACCAACAGGAAGCAGUUAACACUUGAGCCGAUAGAAGAGAUGUUAGAUAAACUAGUGGCGGUUAAUACUGAUUAAGCAUUGAGAUAGAGAAUAAAUUGUUAAUUCGUACAAAAGAAUAACUUGCCUUGCUUGCACCACUUAAGGUUGUAUAAGUACAAUGAACUGUGUAGUAUAUUCAAUAAA